Messenger RNA from Lachnellula hyalina, 996 nucleotides. RefSeq names its product Reticulon-4-interacting protein, mitochondrial (gene rad-8). The transcript is spliced from 2 exons. Gene Ontology annotation, molecular function: oxidoreductase activity. Bases 1 to 996 code for a protein of 331 amino acids. The record is from RefSeq and is a predicted model, not a curated record. Gene Ontology annotation, cellular component: mitochondrion. Lineage: Eukaryota; Fungi; Ascomycota; Leotiomycetes; Helotiales; Lachnaceae.
AUGCCCAUGAUGCGCGCCCUCGGGGUUCGGAAAUGGGGAAAAUCUGAUAAGCUGGAAGUGUUGGAAGUGCCAGUCCCAUCGAUCGGCAAUCCGAAUGAUAUUCUCAUACGAGUGAAAGCAGUCGGGCUCAACCAAGCUGAUGCCGUGAAAGCAUUGGGCUAUGCUAGAUUACUCGACACAGAUAGGUUGCCAAUUAUCAUUGGAUACGAUUACGCGGGAACCGUCUCAGCAGUAGGUAGUUCUGUCGUGGAUUUCGCCCCCGGAGAUGCGGUUUACGGAUUCAGAAUGGGCGGCACAGGUGCAGCCGAGUAUUUACUGUUGACAGCGAGCUACAAAUACUCCAUCGCGAAGAUACCGGGAGGGCUCUCGUUCGAAGAAAGCGCGUCGCUCGCGGUAUCUACGCACACGGCGCUGCGGGCACUCGAUAAAAUCAACGAUUCAAUGCCGGGCGGUUUGAAGGGGAAAACUGUGCUGGUGACUGCUGGGCUAGGGGGUAUUGGUUCGGUGGCAUUACAGCUUCUGAAGCCUGUUUUUGGGACGGGGAAAGUCGUUACUACGCUCUCUACGGGGAAGAUUCCCCUGCUUUCGGGGUUGUUGGGGGAGGGGCUGGUGGAUCAGAUUGUAGACUAUACCACCCAAGACGUGGUGACCGAAGCCGGUGCUGGAACUGUGGAUUUUGUACUGGAUACUGUCUUUGCCUCUAUGGCGUAUCUUGCGCUUCUGAAGCCGGGCACGGGGGUGGUGUUAUCUGUCAUGGGGAAGAGCGGAACGACGCUGAUGGAAGAUUAUCCAGGCGCACCGUGGAUGGUGAAGAAGCUGAUGGAUGUCCUCGAUGCGUUUUUUAAGUGGAGAUCUGCGAGGUGGGGAGUUAGAUAUGAGCAUGCUAAUACCCAGUUCACGAAGGCGGACUCUGAGAGGAUCGGAAAAUGGGUGGGGGAGGGAAAGCUGAAGCCGGUUGUUGGUGAGGUGUUUGACAUGGGGAUUUGGAUCGUGUGA